This is a messenger RNA of Micromonas commoda, 189 nucleotides long. RefSeq lists its product with no specific name. The transcript is spliced from 2 exons. Gene Ontology annotation, molecular function: calcium ion binding. The annotation marks the transcript as partial. The record is from RefSeq and is a predicted model, not a curated record. Lineage: Eukaryota; Viridiplantae; Chlorophyta; Mamiellophyceae; Mamiellales; Mamiellaceae.
CGCGAGCUCUUCGCGCAGUUUGAUCAGGACGGCAGCGGCACGAUCGACAUCAUGGAGCUGCGACAGGUCAUGCGCCACCCCAAGGAUCAGCUCACCGAGGAGGAGAUCGACGCCUUCGCGGCGGAGAUGGACAAGGAUGGCGACGGGGAGAUCUCGUACGACGAAUUUAUCGCGGCGAUGAACAGAAAG